GCUGCCACAGAAAGCUAAACCGGGAACCAGGAAAUGCACAAGCCUGUUGGUGUAGAAAAACAGCUGGGCUCCCUCGGAGACAGAGCGCCAUGGGAAACGGGUUCUGCUGUGGAGGAAACUGGAGCUGCCCAUCAACUUUCCAGAAGAAAAAGAAAACAGGGAGCCAAGGAAAAUGGACAUUGAAGCCACAGCAGCAACAGCUGCAGCAGAAUGGUACAAAGGGCCAUGAAACCACACAACAUACGUAUGAGCGAGUGUUACAGCAGCACAAGUCAAAAGAGAGGAGUCAAGGCCUCCCGUUGGAGGAGAGCAGCUUACAUUACGCAGACAUUCAACUGUGCACCCGUAACCAGCCAUGGUCUGCCCAUGGAGUGAAACACCUGCAUUUAGAAAACGCUACAGAGUAUGCGACCCUUCGAUUCCCCCAGGCCACACCUCGCUAUGACAGCAAGAACGGGACCCUGGUGUGACCCUUGGGGAGGAGGGACCAGCCCAUCAUUUACCACGACUCCUGUGGGGAGAAUCUACUGCUUUGGGGAAUUGGGUGGCACCCAGGGAUAUUGGCCAUAUUUUAUAUAAGUUUAAAAAACUCCGGAGCCCCUGGAAUUGUGGGUGUCCCCAGUCUUUCCCUUAGGCUUCUUAUUUGCCACCGUUAGCUUGGAGCUGUAGCUGGGUUAGCUAUGGGAGGAUGGAAUUUCACAAAAUGAGGUUAGCUCAAGUGUGCAGGGAGGUAGGUCUUUAACCCCACCAUUGCUCCUGCUCUUUAGGAAAGUGCAGAAAGAACUGGUUACCCUAUAAGCACGUGGGCUGAUCUUGCCGGACUUUAUUUAAUGGUAUCCCUUCUACACACCUUAAUCCUCAAUGCUGAAGGGGAGGUGCUCUGGAAAAGCAUUGUGAGCUUUUGCACACAGCCCCCAGGGAUGGCUUGGGCAAUUUCCUCAGCGGCUGGCUGGGUCAAGCGUUCCAGACCUAAACAGACAAAUGCCUCAGGGACUGAGGCAUGGAGGAAACUGUUCUCCAACCAUUGGCUACAAGGACUUCCAGUCACUGGUCACUGAUACAGCACAGUGAGGCCUGAAAACUUCCCUCGGGGAAACUGUUGGUUCUCGAGGGUGCGGGCCCGCUAGGAUCAAUAAAUUGCUU
This is a messenger RNA of Propithecus coquereli (Coquerel's sifaka), 1143 nucleotides long. RefSeq names its product chromosome unknown open reading frame, human C11orf52. Lineage: Eukaryota; Metazoa; Chordata; Mammalia; Primates; Indriidae. The coding region runs from base 90 to 470 and encodes 126 amino acids. Gene Ontology annotation, cellular component: extracellular exosome. The transcript is spliced from 4 exons. The record is from RefSeq and is a predicted model, not a curated record.